Messenger RNA from Spinacia oleracea (spinach), 1233 nucleotides. Its product is annotated as protein FATTY ACID EXPORT 2, chloroplastic. The transcript is spliced from 3 exons. Gene Ontology annotation, cellular component: chloroplast inner membrane. The record is from RefSeq and is a predicted model, not a curated record. The coding region runs from base 186 to 962 and encodes 258 amino acids. Gene Ontology annotation, molecular function: fatty acid transmembrane transporter activity. Gene Ontology annotation, biological process: fatty acid transport. Lineage: Eukaryota; Viridiplantae; Streptophyta; Magnoliopsida; Caryophyllales; Amaranthaceae.
CGUUUGUCAAAGUGAAUUACGUAACAAUUUGGCAUCUGACGAUUUUCGGGGGAUCAUCAAAUCAUUCCUUCAUCGAGCUGGUCGGCCAUCUAUCUCUCUCUCCUUCCGACAAACAACGCCGGUCCAUUUUAGCACACUGACAAUUGAGUAUGGAGCUUAAUGGAAUACCUUUGUGAAAGGCUUUAAUGAUGAUGGCAAGGCUAAUAGCUGCCUCUCAAUCUUCAUUGCUGCUGCCUCAGCUUCAACCACAUGCUACCUCACCUAGAAACGGGAUUUUAUCUGUUAAGUAUGCGGGAGUCUCUGUUUCUUCUUGUUAUAAGCUCCAUCUGUCUUCAACAGCCAAAUCAAAGACUUGCCAACUCCCUUUGACAUCUUCAGCUUUUUCUCAGCAUAAUUCCCACCUCCACAGGGGUAUAAAUGCAGCACCUGUUUCCAGUGCUUCAAGUCUGGAGAUCGACUCACCAACGGAGGUGUUUAACAUAACACCUGAUACUACUAGUGGAGGUGGUGAUGGUGGUAGUGUUGGAGAUGCAAAUGGAGGAGGUGGAGGUGGGGGUGGAGAUGGAGGUGAUGACAAUGGUGGAAAUAAAGGUGGUGAUGAAGCAUCAGAUGAUGCAGAUGGCAAGAUGAAUAAGGGUCUUUCGAUGUCCCAAAAACUAACCCUUGGUUAUGCUGCCCUAGUUGGACUUGGAGGCCUUAUGGGCUACUUGAAGAGCGGCAGCCAGAAGUCUCUAGCGUCAGGUGGACUAGCUGCUCUGUUGUUAUACUUCGUUUACACCGAGCUUCCUAAACGACCUGUAUUUGCUUCUUCGGUGGGGCUUGGCCUGUCUGCUGCACUCCUUGUUGUGAUGGGAUCACGGUUCAAGAAGUCAGGAAAGGUAUUUCCUGCUGGUGUCGUCUCACUUGUUUCUCUGAUAAUGACUGCUGGUUAUGCUCACGGGAUUAUGAGAACUUCGCACUGAGAUGAAGUUGUAAUUCCCAUAGCUCAACGUGACAGGUUUUGUUUCUCUUAGUUGAAGUCUCUAUUUGGUAAUGAAGUGAUGGACUCCAACAUCCUGUGAUAGUAUUGGUAGAAACUGUUUUGAGUUUUGACUUACUAAUCCUAGUGUAAAACUGUGGGAUUGCAUUUUGGAGUUUGUAUUGGCUUUUCUGUAGCUCUGUAAAUUUGCUCGGUUGGAAUAAUUUGCCACAGCAAAGUAUUUGGCCCAGUAGGAGUCAAAUGAGUUCUUUUAA